AUGCUUAUCCCGAACUUAUGCUUCGAGUGGAUCCUUUUGUGGUAUUUGAUAAGCCGAGCUGAGCGAGCAAGGAAGCGGCCCAAGGGGUCCAAGACGGUGCUCCUGGGAUCCUCCAGCAAGUGGCGCAGGGCGAUCUUCGCGCAGCACUUUCCGGAAUGUGGGUCAGACUACCUCAGUCCAGACAUCGAUGAAAAGGCUAUUCGAGCUGAGAAGCCGGAGGAGAUGUGCAUGGCCAUCGCCAGGGCAAAGGCCGACGCCCUCGCUCCGAAAGUAAAGGACAGAGACGUCUUGCUGGUUUGCAUGGACCAGGUGGUCAGUUGCGACGGGCAGAUCAGAGAAAAGCCGGAAACUGAAGCAGAGGCGAGGCAGUUCCUGGAGUCCUACAGGCAAGGCAAGCAUGCCAGCUUCAUCAACGGAAUGGUUGUCCUGAAUGCAGCAACUGGCAGGUGCGCCUCGUCCUUAAACUCAUCAAAGGCAUUCUGGAAAAUGUUUCCGGAUGAGGUCGUAGAUGCCUUGAUCAAGAAGGGCGACUUGUUCACGUGCGCUGGCGGAGUCGUGGUUGAGGAUGAGCUGCUUCAACCGUACCUACGUUGCAUAGAGGGAACGGAAGACUCCGUGCAGGGUCUUCCCCUGAAGCCGUUGCGCAUGCUGCUGGCACGUGCUCAAGCUCCGGCUGUGACACAUGUCAUCUUUGACAUGGAUGGGCUGCUCCUGGACACGGAAAGCUCCUACAGUGUCGCUCAGCAGGAAAUCCUUGACAGGUGGAAUAGGAAGUUCACGUGGGACCUGAAGGCAAAAAUGAUGGGCAAGAAGAUAGAGCAGAGACUUAGCCGACUUAGCCUUGCCAGGGUGACCAGAAGCCAGGCCAAGGCCAUGGAAAGCGGCUUCGAGAUGGAGAGCCACCAGGUGGCUGGGCUGGUACUUCUUGUGCCACUUCUAGUUGCUCUAGCGUUCUAUGCCCGGAGAUCACUUCCGGGCAAGCUGAAGAACAGAGGGAGCUUUGAACAUGAGGAUCCUGCAAACGCGCAGUCCAUGUCAGAGCGGCGGCGUGACUUCUGCCGCAUUGUUGCAACAAAGAGAGACCUUUGGGUCUUCACGGUCGAGGAGCGCCAGCCUGGUCGAUUCCUCCCAAUCGAUUUUCCGCCGGGCAUGAGCCCAGAGACUGGCGACCCAGCUGCGGAGAAGGUCUGCUAUCAGAAGCUCAAAUGGUGGUUGCAGCAAGAACUGGGACGCAUCCCUGGUGCAAUCGAUCUUGGAAUGACAUCGCAGUGGGCGGUGGUGGAUCGAAUCAUGUAUUUCAUCAGCGCCAGCCCCGGCUUUGACUUUGUGAUGCAACACAAAGUCCCCCCGCGGAUUCUGCAGCCGAAGUAUGUUGUGCUCAUUUCGAAGGGUGGACAAGUUCGAGUUGCUUGGUUUGCGUUCGUGAGCAGCAAUCCAGAGCCGGGUGCCACUUCUGGGCCAUUCGUAGUGGCAGACAUUUCGCUAUGCGAACAUGCAUGUGGCGAAAAGGCACUUGAUGCUUGCCAGAUUUGCAUCGACGAGCUGGAGCUGUCGGAUCUGAUCUCGGCCGAAGACUUUCUCGCAGAGCGAGAGAAGAGGCUGGAGGUCCUUUUCGCAAAAGCGGCCCUCAUGCCUGGAGUUGCGCGACUGGUGCGACACCUUCACAGGAGCGGCGUGCCGAUGGCCGUGGCAACGUCCUCCCAUCGUCGCCACUAUGACCUGAAGACCAGUCUGCAUAGAGAACUUUUUGGUCUCAUGCAUCACGUUGUGACGGGGGACCAGGUCAGCAAAUCCAAGCCAGAUCCGCAGAUUUUUAGCCAUGCUGCCAGCCUUUUCGAUGGGAUGCCAGCGGCUGAUACAAUCCUCGUCUUCGAGGACGCCCCGAGCGGUGUAGAGGCAGGUCUUGCUGCAGGGAUGCAGGUCUGUCACGUUCCAGACAUCAAUCUUUCUCGUGACUUGUGUGGACAAGCUCAUUGCGAGCUCCUCUCUUUAGAGGACUUUCGCCCAGAAGAAUGGGGCCUGCCUUCAUUCUGA
Symbiodinium sp. CCMP2456 is the source of this 2034-nucleotide messenger RNA. The record is from the annotation of a GenBank genome assembly. Lineage: Eukaryota; Dinophyceae; Suessiales; Symbiodiniaceae.